This is a messenger RNA of Homalodisca vitripennis (glassy-winged sharpshooter), 558 nucleotides long. RefSeq names its product protein IMPACT homolog. Lineage: Eukaryota; Metazoa; Arthropoda; Insecta; Hemiptera; Cicadellidae. Gene Ontology annotation, cellular component: cytoplasm. The record is from RefSeq and is a predicted model, not a curated record. The transcript has 4 exons. Gene Ontology annotation, biological process: regulation of translational initiation. The coding region runs from base 1 to 441 and encodes 146 amino acids.
AUGUUAAUUGUAUGUUUUAAGGAGAUCAUUGUGCAAGACCUAGUUCAACUUGAACAUUCCAACCGCAAAACAACGAGCAACAGAAGCCUAAAAAUCACACAUGGUGAAGUCGUCAUCGACCGGAAGAGCAUAUUUCAGGUUCAUGCGGCUCUUAUAACCCCGGUGGAGCAAGUCAAGACGGUGUGCCGGGCAGCACGGCUUGUAAUGUCCCGAGUCCCAGUCGGUUGCAUAGGCGGGGUUGAAGUAGUAAAGUCAGCAGGCAGUGUUAUGGUUACUAGCAAUACCAAGUGCAGGCUGAAUCAGGCUACGGGAGCCACUAACGUAACGGUGGUUGUGUCUCGCUGGCGUGGAGGAGUAAACAUUGGCCCAGACCGCUUUCGUCACAUCCACAGUGUGGCGAGUCAGGGGCUGCUGCAGCUGGGUUUAGUGAAGAAAAAGUAGCGACCAGAUCCAGCUACAGUAUUGACCCACUCAUAUGCAAUAACAAAAAUUAUGAACAAAUUGAUAGAAGUUUAUGCGCGCGCGUGUGUGUGUGCGCGCGUAUGUGUGCUUGUGUUU